CUGUUGUCAUUUUCCUUCUUUCCCAAGGUUUGCAGCCACCAUCAGCAAACUAGGGUUUUCAAGAAUCCGUUCUCAUUUUCAAGAAUCUAAAACCACCCCGAGCUAGUGUUUUUUCAAGAAUUCAAUCUCAUUUUCAUGGCAGCAUCAGCUGAUGCCGCGAAUUUCGGUGGCAAGACGAGCGUCCGCAUCGUCGUCGUCGGCGACCGCGGCACCGGAAAAUCCAGCCUCAUCGUCACCGCAGCUGCCGAUUCGUUCCCCGACACCACCCCACCCGUGCUCCCUCCCACGCGCCUGCCGCCGGAUUUCUACCCCGACCGUGUCCCGAUCACCAUCAUCGAUACUUCAUCGAGUCCGGAGCACCGGAGUAGGCUCGGACAGGAAUUGAAGUUGGCAGAUGCGGUUGUACUGACAUAUGCAUGUGAUGAACCGGCCACGCUUGAUCGGCUGAGCACGUACUGGCUUCCAGAACUUCGUCGGCUGGAUGUGAAGGUGCCGGUGAUCGUGGUUGGGUGCAAGUUGGAUUUGAGAGAGGAGCAGCAGGUUAGCCUGGAGCUGGUGAUGUCACCGAUCAUGCAACAGUUUCGGGAGAUCGAGACUUGUAUAGAAUGCUCGGCAUUGAAACAAAUUCAGGUUCAUGAGGUUUUUUAUUAUGCUCAAAAGGCAGUGCUCCAUCCAACAGCCCCACUAUUUGAUCAGGAAACACAGACUUUAAAGCCUCGAUGUGUGAGGGCUUUGAAGCGGUUAUUCAUUCUUUGCGAUCAUGAUAGAGAUGGAGCUCUCAGUGAUUCUGAAUUGAAUGAUUUUCAGGUUAGAUGCUUUAGUGCUCCAUUGCAGCCCGCUGAAAUAAUUGGUGUUAAGAAGGUUGUACAAGACAAGUUGCCUGAGGGGGUUAAUGACCGCGGUCUUACUUUGACUGGAUUUCUGUUUCUUCAUGCACUUUUUAUUGAAAAAGGUCGUCUUGAAACAACAUGGACUGUCUUGAGGAAGUUUGGGUACGACAACGACAUUAAACUCAGGGAUGAUCUCAUUCCAGCUACAUUCAAGCGAGCUCCUGAUCAGAGUGUGGAGCUAACAAAUGAAGUUGUGGAGUUCUUGAAGGGGGUCUUCUACAUGUUUGACAUUGAUGGGGAUGGGGCCCUACGACCUGUUGAGCUUGAAGAUCUUUUUUCAACGGCACCAGAAAGCCCUUGGGCCGAAGGUCCUUACAAAGAUGCUGCAGAAAAGAAUGCGUUAGAAGGAUUAACCCUUGAGGGAUUUAUAUCAGAGUGGGCCCUUAUGACAAUGUUAGAUCCACGAAGUAGUCUGACUAAUUUGAUAUACAUUGGGUAUACUGGUGAUCUGGCUUUGGCACUCCAUGUAACUAGACGGAGGAAGUUAGAUCGCAAGCGACAACAGUCUCAAAGAAGUGUUUUUCAGUGCUAUGUUUUUGGACCUAAAAAUGCUGGAAAGUCUGCAUUGUUGAAUUCAUUAAUUGGAAGGCCCUUCUCUGAAAGAUAUACUUCAACAAAGAAUGAGCGUUUUGCAGUGAAUGUUGUUGAUCAACCAGGGGGAACUAAAAAGACCCUUAUAAUGCGUGAAGUACCUGAAGAUGGAGUUAAGGAUCUCUUGUCUGAUAAAGAGUCCUUGGCAGCAUGUGACAUAGCAGUGUUUGUGUAUGACAGUUCUGAUGAAAACUCAUGGCAAAAAGCAAUGGAUUUGCUUGUAGAAGUUGCCAGUCAUGGAGAUGACACUGGAUUCGAGGUGCCUUGCCUCAUUAUUUCAGCAAAGGAUGAUCUUGAUCCGUCUCCAAUAGCCUUACAAAAUUCAACAAGGGUGAGCCAAGAUAUGGGAAUAGAAGCGCCCAUACCUGUUAGCAUGAAGCUGGGAGAUUUCAACGUGUUUCGUAGGAUUAUCAGUGCAGCACAGCAACCACAUUUGAGUAUUCCUGAGACAGAAGCAGGGAGAAGCCGCAAGCAGUAUCGCCAGCUUGUAAAUCGCUCUCUCAUGUUUGUUUCCGUUGGGGCUGCAGUUGCAAUUGUUGGAUUUGCAGCUUACAGAGUAUAUGCCGCAAGGAAGAGUGCAUCUAGUUAAGAUCUCUCUGCUGCUUUUGAAGAUGAUUGGAAACCAGCAAUUUUCUUUCCUUUUCAGGAUGCCUGCCUCUUCUUUUCCAGCAUUUUAAAGGUAGUGUGUACAGAGAAGUUGAAUUUUCCUUUUAGGGUGGAGAAGUUUUUGGCAUUUUGAUGAUAUUUGUAACUCUGUUCCCUUUCCACCUGCAACUCCUCUCCUUUCUGGAGUCAUCCCUAAAUGGUCUUGAGAACAUCCAUCAAAUGAGUCAUUCAUAGGUGAAAGAAGCUAUUAUCAAUGAGUGAUUAGAUAAGAAAGUUGGGAGCUGUUAUGAGCAUUGAUGCAUUGAAGUGGACAUAGCUUCAACUGUUACAAAUUUUGUUACUUUGGAUUUUGUUCCUUCUUGGAUUGAUAAAUCAAAAGGUUGUAAAUGCAUCUGAAACUUUGAGCUUUA
This is a messenger RNA of Magnolia sinica, 2497 nucleotides long. RefSeq names its product mitochondrial Rho GTPase 1-like. Gene Ontology annotation, molecular function: calcium ion binding; GTPase activity; GTP binding. Gene Ontology annotation, cellular component: mitochondrial outer membrane. The transcript has 13 exons. Lineage: Eukaryota; Viridiplantae; Streptophyta; Magnoliopsida; Magnoliales; Magnoliaceae. Bases 136 to 2070 code for a protein of 644 amino acids. The record is from RefSeq and is a predicted model, not a curated record. Gene Ontology annotation, biological process: small GTPase-mediated signal transduction; mitochondrion organization.